Messenger RNA from Danio rerio (zebrafish), 795 nucleotides. Lineage: Eukaryota; Metazoa; Chordata; Actinopteri; Cypriniformes; Danionidae. The record is from RefSeq and is a predicted model, not a curated record.
CGUCAGCGAAUCAGAUGAACGGACGUCUGCGUACGUAAUUAAUAUUCAUGAGCACAAUGAUUUGAAAGCAAAUAUAUGCCCCAAACGUCGAUCAGAGAGUACUCAACUGAGCUCGUUCGUCAUGGAUUUUGAUCUGGCUGCAGCUGUUGGAGAUGAGGAGGUGAAGAAGAAGGAGGGUAAACAAGUGGAAGGAAUCUUUGGAAAGAAGGAUAAAGAUAAACACAAGAGCAAAGACAAGCAUAAGGAUAAAGACAAAAAGCACAAGGAGCAUAAAGAUAAGCACAAAGAUAAAGAACAUAAAGACAAAGACAAGAAGAAGAAGGACAAGGAACACAAGAAGAAAGAUGGUGGAAAGUCCUCCUCCUCCUCCUGCUCCAGCAGCGAUUCGCCGAAGACUUUUCAGGACCACACUUGCAACCAAGGGGUGAGAAAGAAUUCCCAGAAUACCCCAGCAACAGCUGCACCCGGAAGACUGAAGCUGAAGACCUGAGUUUGGACCAGGACUUCCUGACACACUAAUGUUUUUAGUAAAAAAUAAAAAUAAAAUGUUUAUGUAAACGUCAUUAAAUCAUGGAAAUGUAUUGAUUUUAUGUAUGUUAGCUAGUAUGUCAUAUCGCCUAUAAUGUAUAUUUAUCACAUCUGAAUAUACAAUGCACAACACGAUGUUAAAACUGUGACAACAUACCUCAUGUAUACUGUGACGACCCCAUCUUUAUUACACUGUACUGUUAUACUGCUAAUAAUACAUUAUUGCCAAUAGAAAUAAAGUGACUGGAAAUAAACUUGUGAGAUGAG